UUUUUUUUUUAGUUUUUCGUAAACAUAUUAAUAUAUUUUUACAAUUGCUUGGUAACCCUCUAUUUUCUGUUUGUGUAUGUUGUGAAUUUGUUGUAGUACGUACAAUUUUCCAAUUUUAGAUUAACUAAAAACAAAAAAAUGGAAGCAAUUUACGAUAACCUUACGAAGCCAUAUUUGUAGAUGGCAACUCAGUGUUCAACUUGAAAAAUAUAGACAUUGUAGACGAAAAAGAAGAUUAUGACAUGAACACAGAUGAUGAAACUGAAGAUGAUGAUAGUAAUUAUGAUGAAGAUGAUGAUGAUAGUAAAGAUGAUGAUGAUAUUGAAAAUAAUGAUGAUAAUGUUGAUGAUAAUAAAGAUGAAAUAGACAAUGGAAUGGAACCUAUGGAAAUAGACAAUAACAUUGACGAUAAUAAUUUCAACUAAUUAAAAAGUGGCUGAAGCUAUAGACAAAGAAUUUUGUUAUUAUUGCAAAUUACCCUUUACUAUUGAGCAACUACUUAAUCAUCAACUAAAAUGUAACUCAUCACAAGACUAUGAUUGUUUUAGCUGGGGAAAAAAAAUUAAAUUGUCAGAUACUUGGGAACACGAAUGUGAACUUUAUCACGAAGAACACGUAGAAAAAAAUCGUACUAAAUUAUGUGUAUUUUGUGUAACUCAAAUUCAAAAAAGCGACUUUGAUCAACACGUUAUCAAUUGUUUACAUCAUUUUGAAAACCAAUGGAAAGAAAUAAUGGAAAGACAAAAAUAUGAUAUUAUGGAUCAAAAACAAAGUUUAACUUUUUUAAACAUGACUACUAAUAACAUUCUAAACAGUUUAGAAGCUGUCAACAAUCAAUUGAAAGCUUUAACUAAACGAAUGAAUAACGUAGACUUGGAAAUGAAAAAAUUGGAUGUUUUAACUAAACGAAUGGAUAACGCAGACUUGGAAAUGAAAAAUUUUUUGAAUAAAGACACAUUGGAAAGAGAUUUGAAACUAUAUGAACAUAUACUAAACUAUAAUAAAGAUAACAAUAAAAAAUCCAUGUCUGAUAAUUUGAUAAUAGAAUUGGACCAAAUGGAUUUGAGAUUGCAAUCUAACGAACCUUAUCAUACUCAACCUUCUUAUUCGCUUGAUGGUUAUUUGUACCGAUUAAAAAUUUUAGGUUACUGUAAUAAAGAAGAUAAAAUGGGUAUUUAUUUUCAACUGAUGCAAUCUCCAAUGGAUCAUUCUUUAAAGUGGCCGUUUGUAAAGACUGUAACAUGCACAAUUAAAACCGAUGACUGUUAUACUGAAAACACAAAAGUGAUAGCCAAUUAUAGCGAACCAUUAAAAGAAUGUUUUGAAAAACCUGCUCAAGCAUAUAACCGAGCUGUUGGAACAGAAAGUUUUGCAACACAUGAACAACUAAAAAAACAUUAUAUAAAAAACAAUAAACUUAUUAUACACGUUUCUUUUAUACAAUUUGUUAUGUAUUUUAAUGUUUUUUUAAUAUAACUUUGUGUUUAAUAUGUAUUUUUUUUUAGACUAUUAAAAAAAAUGAACAGUGCAAUCAUGAGAGAACUGGCUGACUACAUCACUACGUCUGAUGUAAAAAAAUUAAAAAUGUUUUUAGAAAUUCCUUACGGUAUAAGAGAAAAAAUUAAAGACGGACUAGAUUUGAUGGAAUACAUCUAGUGCAAGGAUUUUGUAUAUCAACACUUUAAAUAUAAAUCUAACGAAGCAAAAAUAAAACUUAUUUUAUAUUUAUUAAAUGAAAUUGGUAGAAAAGAUAUUUAUAAUAAGCUUAUAGUUAAAUUAGAAGAACCUCCAUCAUACGAAGAAAGUUUAAAUCCUCCAGAGUAUACAGAAAAUCCAAGAUAUUUUGUACAGAUGAAAGAUCAUAGAUAUCCGUCAUAUAAUCAUCCAACGUAUUAUCCGCCUGAAGCUAUUAAUUUAAAACAAGAAGAACUUUUUAAUUAUUAUAAUAAAAAAUAAUUUUUUUAUUUCAUUUAUGUAUAUUUGUUUUAUAAUAAAAUAUAUAAUUUUUUUCUUUUAAUUUGUAUGUUUUGUUUAUGAUCUUCAUUUUAAACCUUCUUAUGAUUAUAAGUAUGAUUUUAUUUAGAAUGUUAAGAAAAAAUUUAAUUAUUCGUGCUAGAAUACAUCAAGAUUUAAAGAAAUUUUUUUCAAUAAUAGAAGACAAAUUGAAAGAUUUGUGGUGUAAAAACGGUGAAAUGUGGUAUAUAAUAUAUAAAUGAAAUCAUGAAUCACGGACUUUAAAAGAUUUGUGUAAAAGAAAGUUAGCUUCUGAAAAACUGUUACGAAUAGUUAUACCAAAUUUACGUAAACAAAUUAACAAUUUGAUGUAUUCGUUUUUUCAAAAGAAUCAAAAAAUUUUAUUACAAUAUUCUGUUUACAAAUCACACGAAGACGAUUGUUUUGAUUUAAUUGACAAACGUACAUUAAUUAGAUCGUUUUAUUUAGAUAUUCAAAUAUCAAUUGUUGAUAAUAUAUAUAAGCUUUUUGUAAAUACUUAUUUUAUAAAUUGUUUUGCUGCUACUAAACAACACAAAUUAGUCAUGAUUUUUUUUUUUGAUAUUUAUAUGGAAUGUAUAGAUUGGUUAUUUAAACAGCAUGAAUAUGUUAUUAAUCCUUAUUUUAAACCUAAUAGAAAUGAUAUGUAUGAUUUUAUUUAACUUUUUUAGAAAUAAUUAAAAAAAUGCAUUUAA
Messenger RNA from Hydra vulgaris (swiftwater hydra), 2687 nucleotides. RefSeq lists its product as uncharacterized. The record is from RefSeq and is a predicted model, not a curated record. Gene Ontology annotation, molecular function: protein binding. Lineage: Eukaryota; Metazoa; Cnidaria; Hydrozoa; Anthoathecata; Hydridae.